This is a messenger RNA of Paramecium sonneborni, 231 nucleotides long. Lineage: Eukaryota; Ciliophora; Oligohymenophorea; Peniculida; Parameciidae. The record is from the annotation of a GenBank genome assembly.
AUGAAGUACUUGAUUUAUAUAUUAAAAUCAGUUCUCAAUCUGAUCAUUAUAUUAAAGUUCCUUAAAGAAAUACCUCUCUAAGAAUCUAACUAAAAGAAAUACAACCCCCUUUUCAUUCAAGUGCCAUUUAUUAUCAAAGACUCUUUCAUUUACAUAACUAUUAAUAAAAUCAGCAAAAUCUAUAAUAGUCUAAUCAAUAUUAUUGAUUCACCAUAAUAUUCUAAAAGAUGA